AUGAUUAAAAAUGUUUACCUAUUUUUGGUUUAUGCAAUUUAUUCGCUUCAUAUGUUUUCUUUAUCAUUAAGAAUGCAAAAAAAUUUGUUCAAGUAUAUUACACCUAUAUCAAGCAAACUUAAUUUAACGAAAAUUCGAAAAAUCAAAUUAUUUAGAAAAGAAAAGCACAGAAAACAAGUUAAUGUCUUUAACGAUGUUGUAAAUAAAUACAUAGGUCUCGAUUUGUUUUUCAAAAAACUUAACAAUGUAACAAACAACGAGGAGAAACUAAAUUACAUAAAUUUUUUGCAUAAGAUUGUUCAGGACAAAACAUGUGAACGUCUGCUCCUUAGUAAUAAUUAUAUGAGAAUAAUUAUUUAUAUAUUAAAUGAGAAAUUUUUAAAAUUAACAAAAAAUGAAGAAAAAACGGAAAAUGUUGAUUAUCAAUUAAUUUAUAAAUUUUUAUUGAUAUUUAAAAAUUUAACAAAAUAUAAAAAAUUUUAUCAUGUUAUUCUCAGCGAUUAUACACAUAAAAAUGUGAAAAUAUCCUUACUGUAUAUUAUUAUGAAUAUUUUAAAUGAAAAGAGGAACAAUGAAAAAUACAAAGAAGCUAGUUCAAUUUUUAAUUAUUUCACAUCAUUUUUUAAAUACUCAGAUGAUAGUGGGAAUAAAAAUAUAACUGAAGACACUUCAAAUGUUGAUGAAAAAAAAAGAAAAAACAAAAACAAAAACGAAAACAAAAAUGAAAACAAAAACGAAAACGAAAACCAAAACCAAAACCAAAAAGGUGAUAUCGAUGAUAUUAGAAAUAAGAUAUAUCAUGUAGGUAAAAGUAUAUUAUUAAAAUUAAAGGAAGAAAAAAUAAAAGUAGAAAACAAAACAAAUGAAAAGCAGUGGAAUUGUCAGAAGGAGGGGAUGGUUAAAGAAUGGCAAGAAGUAAAAAAAGCUUCAACAUCCAACAACAAUUAUGAAAAUGGUAAGGAUAUCGCAAAUGAGGGGAAACAAACUAAACAGAAUGAACAAAACAAAAAGGACGUAAAUAAUCAUCAUUAUGAGAAUAAUGAUAAUAAAAGGAAUGAUGAUCUUAAUUCCUACAAUAGGGGUGAUAUCGUAAGGGACAGUAACAUUAUGAAACAAAAAAGUGAAACGCAAAGUUGGAACAGUUCUAACGGUAUCAUAUUAAAUCCAAAAAAAAACAUAGAUGAAAUAGAUAACAACACAGAUAAUAUACUUAUUGAUAUAAAAAGAAAUAAAAAAAAUAUAAACAAUGAAAGGAAGGAAGUUGACUACAAAACGGUGAGUGGUGACCAUGAGAAGGAACGAAAUAAUUCCAAAGUAGAUGACAGUGAUACGCAAAAUUACAAAGAAUUGGAGGAGCAGAAAAAGAAUGCAAAUAGGAGCAGCGAAAUAAAUAGUAUAAACGAAAUAACAAAUAGCGAGGAAGGUAGUGUACUAUUUCUUCCCUUCUACUUUAAUAAAAAUUCGAAAGACAACAUUUUAACGAGUAUAAUAGUAAAUUUUCAAAAUAAGGAAGACAUAAUUGUGUACAAAAAAAUAGCGAAAGGCAGGAUGAGCGAGAAUGGAACGGAUAGGGUGAAGAAAAGAAAUAAUGUGUUCGACUAUAUAGGGAAUGAGUACAACUGCAAUAAUUAUUAUGAAAUUUAUGAUAACUACGCGGAAGAUGAUCAGGAUAUAUUAAAAUAUGAAAAAAAUAAGAAUAGGAAAAAAUUGCAAUUAAGAGAACAAAAGGAAGAGGAAAAGGAAAAUGAUGGUAAUAGAAACACAAUAGAUGAAACAAAUGAAGAGGGUGAAGAAGAAGAAAAGGAGGAAGAUGACGAGGGAGAGGUAGAGGAUGAACAGGAAAACAAUGAAGAAGAUUCAAAGACAGAUGAAAAAGAUAAAGUAGAAUACGAGAAUAAAUAUGAUGAAAAUAAUGUUAAUAUUGUGUUUAAUGACUACGAUAUUAAUGUAAAAGACAUGGAAAAUAAAACAGAUACCAAAAUUAAUGUAAGUAGUGAAAAUAAGAGUAAGUACAUAAACAUGGGAUUACUAAUUUUGGUUCGAAAAAAAAUAAAUACUACGGAGGAACAUAUAAUUUUGAAUAAACAGAAUAAUCAAAUAAAUGAAGAAAUGAGUAACUCCAAUGCAGGGAGCAUUACCGAUAGCAAUAAAAAAGGAGAAUGGGACAAGUCGUCAGCUAUCAACUUACCAAGCCUGGGAAAACAUAAUUUAUUUAACUAUUUAAAUAUAUAUAAAUACAUAAAUAACUUGGAUUUAAAGUUUUCUUUAUUCAAAAGGAAUGAAAAUAAAAGUAAGACAAUUGAGGGGUAUGAAGAUAUAUACAUAAAAUACGACAACACGAAAGAGAAGAAGAAUAUGGAAAGCUAUGUUCUUAUUGGUAUCAUGAAUUUUAACAUGGAUUUGAUUAAAAAUUUCAAAGCACAGAGUGAAAAUGUAGUCAAUGAUACUACUAACAAUAGUGUAGGAAAAAAUGGAAAUUCUAUAAAUAUUACAAACCCGUAUAUAAAUUUAACUCUACUAAAAAAUUAUGUCGAAUCUUUAUUCGUAUACCUAAAUUUAAAUGACUACUUCACUAAUAAGGUGCUAAAAUUGCUGUAUGAAAUUUUAAUAGAAAAUAAGAAUUCAGUUAUUUAUAAUUUAUAUUAUUAUACUAUUAUAAAAGAAGAAAAUAUGAAGAAAAUUAUUGAAAUAUUGUCAAAAAAUAUAAGAAAUAAUUUACAUAAAGCAAAUACAACUCUUAUACUUAGGAUAUUGUAUAUAUUAUGUUUUCAACAAUCGUUUUAUAUAAAUGUAAUAGAAAAAAAUGUUAAGGGAAAAGAUAAUUAUUUACUUCUUUAUAAAAAUUUAUCAAAAUAUAUUGAAGAUAUAAAGAUGGGGAACUUUAUUAGAGAAUUACAAAAAAAUGAAGAAUUAAUUGAAUGCUUGAAAUUCUUAACUCUAUUUUUUGAAAAUAAAUACAAGAAACAAAAUUCUUUUUACAUAUCAGAUGAAAAGAAAGAACAGUUUUUGUAUGAUAAUAAAGUGGUAAAAAAAAAACUAAAUAAUAUUUAUAAUAGACAUUUUAUAUGUGAAUAUAAAGAUUUAAUAAUCAUAAGGAAGACAAAUAUAAUAUUAAAAUCUUUAGGAGUUAAUAUGUUUGAUCUAUACAAUGACAUCAUUUUUACUGAUAGGGAACAUAAAACACACGAAUAUUUAAUGAAAGAAAAUGAUAUCAAAAGAAAUAUUAUUACUUAUUUUACUGAUAAUGUUAUAAGAUAUUUUGUCAAACUUAAAAAAUAUAUUAUCCCUAAAAGUGUAAUGCUUCUAAAUAAGGAACAAGCUAAGGAAAGUAAUACAUACCCAUCCGUGAGAAACCAACAAUAUGGGGAAGUAAAACAGCAUGUGGAUAACCAGAGGAAGGAAGAUCUUACAUAUCAAGAGAAAAUGUCAAUGAAAGGUAAGACCGAUGUAAGAAUUGAACAAACGAAGAAUAAUUCUUCGACUGUUCAGGAAAAAAUGAGUGAUCCUCCUAGCAGCACUGCUUAUCCCAGUGAUGAGAUUUCCAGUGGAGGAGGCGCUGUUACUUCCUCUACGGAAGCUGCUACUACUGGAGCUACCACUGCUAAUUCCGCUAAUUGCACUUAUCACUCAGAUGAGGAGAAAAAGAGAAGGGAAAAAAAAUACUUUUACAAUUUAAACAACAAGGAAUAUAUAAGUUUCGAUAAAUUUAGAAACAUUGUAAUAGCACUGAAAAAAAAAAAAAAAAGAAAAUUAAGAAUUCUAUGUCUUGAUGGUGGAGGUAUUAGAGGAUUGUUAUCAAUAGAAAUAUUAAAAUGUAUUAAUAGUCAUUUAAAAAAAAACUUGUUUGAAUAUUUUGAUAUCAUAUGUGGAACAAGUACAGGAGCAGUCAUUUCCAUUUUAAUAGGUUUAGAGAAGGCGCACCUAAAUGAAAUCGAGUUUUUGUAUAAUAUACUAAUUAAUAAAAUAUUUCAAAAAGAUACAUAUGCUGUAAGAAAUACAAGAUAUUUAUUAAAACAUUCUUACUAUGAUUCACACAUUUUAAAUGAUUUAUUAAACUCCUUUUUUAAAAAUAUUAGAAUGUUUCACUAUAAUUCAGACUUCUUUACUCCGUACGUUUUUACUGUAUCAACUCAAAUGAAUAUCACCCCUUUACAGCCUGUCAUACUAAAAAAUUACAAUGUUAACUUGAGGAAAAUAGGAAAUUAUCAAGAGGGAGAUAAAAUAAAUUAUGACUCUGUUCAGGAAGGAAAGGGUUCAAAAAAUGAGGACAAUGAAGCAUAUGAAUAUUUAAAUAAUGAUGUAGGAAGUGGUGAAGGAAGCAACAACAGCAGAAGCACUAUUCAAAUAAAUGAGAACAUAAGUAGUGUGAGCAUUUACAAAUGCUUCUACAACAUCUUUGUUAAAUAUGUACUCAGGUGCACUACUGCCGCACCAGGGUUUUUCAAUUUUUUUUCCUUUGAUAAUAAUAUAUAUGCCGAUGGAGCAUUAUGUUUUAAUAACCCUACUUUACUAAGUCUUAAUGAAAUGAAAUUGAUUUUUUACAACUAUUUAAAUAAAAAAAAAACAAGUAUUUUUGAUAAAAUGAAAAAUUGUUUUUUAAAAAAUGAAAAAGUAAAAGAGAAAGAAAAAGAAAAAGCCAUCAAUUUGAAUGAUUAUAUUGACUGUAUUGUAAGUGUAGGCACUGGUAAAUUUAAACCAAAAAUUAUAAACGAGUUAAAUGACAAUAAAACGUAUGAUACAUUUUUACGAUGGGAUGUUUUGUUAAAGCAAAUUGUUUAUUCUAUAACAAACACGGAACUGACACAUGAUAUAUGUAAUAAUUUACUUGAUAAAAACAAAUACUUUCGUUUCAAUUGUUUCAUUAACAAUAUAAAGUUAGAUGAGACUUCACCUGAAAUUAUUAUGAAAUUAAAACAUAUUGGAAAAAGAUAUUUCGAGGAUCAUAAAUAUAAUCAAGAAAAAUUAAUUAACUUAAUAAAUAUUUUAGAAGAAAAAGAUGAUAUAAAGGAAUAUCAUCAGAAUCAGAAACGAGUAUGGAAACCUUCCUACAUUAGUUUAUUCAAGUCCAAAAUUUCAAAUUUAAUUUUUCCUAACGAACAAACAUUUGAUCAUAGGGAUUCUCCUCCCAUCCCUAACCUUAAAACGAUGCAAGGGAACGAUAGUGCUAUUUCAAAAAGUAGUGCCGACACUAAUGCUACCACUACCAUUUGCAGUAAUAACAAAGUAUCCCCUGAUCAAAGGAAGGAUGAUACAAAUUCAUUGACCCAUGGAUCUAGCACAAACAUGACAAUGAACAUGAUAAAUAAGGAGGGAAAAGCGAACCCUAACUCAGUCCCCUACCGAAAUUUUAAUUUCAAAUUAACUGAUGACGGUGAUAAAUUUGAUCUGAACGAUAUUGAAGAAAUAUUAGAUAUAAUAAAUAAAAACAAUAGUUCAAUUAAAAAUACAAACACAUCUAACGGUUUCUUUAACUAUUUUACAAAUCUGUUUUAUUAUAAUAAUAAUAAGUUUCUUAAGAAGUUAGAAAAUAUGCACAACAGUUUAUUCAUUCGGAUGAAAAGGGAAAAAAACAAUUAUGUUAAUGUUAUACCUAACACGGGUAUUAGGGUAUUACUAAAUGAAAUUUACUAUAUUCUGCUAAAGAAAAAUAUUUAUUUCCACACAGAUGAACAUGAUUCAUUAGCCGACCUUAAUCAGAAAGACUACAACAUCAACAUUGAUAAAAUUAUUCCAUACGAUCGAGUCAAUUCCAAGGAAUCUAACUUGAACGGGCAAGAACAAAAUGGAAAAAUACAAAACGAAAAAAAGUUAAAUAGCCAAAAUAUAGGUGAACAAAAAUUUGUAGAAGACGAAAGAGCUACAAAAAAUGUAAGUAAAGACAAGAAUAAUAGUAACACAGACGAAUAUUACAGUAGUGAAAGCGGUUUGUAUGGUGUAGAUGCGAAUAAGCACAAUACUAAGGGCGCCCCAAGUACUAGAAGUAAUGACAGUGGUAAUAACAGCAAUAGCGACACGAACAACCAUAAGCACAUGGCUACAUGUGAAGGAUACAAAAAUACAGAAGGAAGUGAUCCAUACAAUUCUGUGCAGCACCCAUUAGACACCGCUAACAAGGAAGUGUUAAAUGAAGAAAAUAGUCUAACCAAUAUUGUUGACAAUCCUCAUAUAAAUAAAAAAAGAAAUUUUAAAAAUAUUAUGAGUUCGUGCAAUAUGAACUAUGAAUUUUUUAAAUCAUUAAAUAUAGAAUCAUCUGAUGUUAAAAAAAAUAAUAUAAUACAGGUCUUAAGAAAUUUCUUUUUUAAAAAAGAUAUUUAA
Plasmodium malariae is the source of this 6315-nucleotide messenger RNA. RefSeq names its product patatin-like phospholipase, putative. Gene Ontology annotation, molecular function: glycerophospholipase activity. Gene Ontology annotation, cellular component: membrane. Gene Ontology annotation, biological process: fatty acid metabolic process. Lineage: Eukaryota; Apicomplexa; Aconoidasida; Haemosporida; Plasmodiidae. The coding region runs from base 1 to 6315 and encodes 2104 amino acids. The record is from RefSeq and is a predicted model, not a curated record. The transcript has 2 exons.